CCUCCGCUCCAGUGCAUUGUGGGACAUCGAGACGGGCCAGCAAACCAGCAACUUCACGGGCCACAGCGGGGACGUCAUGUCCCUCUCGCUCUCGCCGGACAUGCGUUGCUUCGUCUCGGGCGCCUGCGACGCGUCGGUCAAACUGUGGGACGUGCGGGACAGCAUGAGUCGGCAGACCUUCACCGGACACGAAUCCGACAUCAACGCGGUCUGCUUCUUCCCCAACGGGAACGCCUUCACCACGGGUUCCGACGACGCCACCUGCCGCCUCUUCGACCUGCGUGCCGACCAGGAGUUGAUGCUCUACUCGCACGACAACAUCAUUUGCGGCAUUACCUCGGUCGCCUUCUCCCGCAGCGGCCGCCUCCUCCUGGCCGGCUACGACGACUUCAACUGCAACAUUUGGGACUCCAUGAAGGGCGACCGGGCAGGGGUCCUCGCCGGCCACGACAACCGAGUCAGCUGCCUCGGCGUGACGGACGACGGCAUGGCCGUAGCUACCGGCUCCUGGGACAGCUUCUUGAAAGUCUGGAAUUGAACCCUUCCCCGCCUCUGCUGUGGCCUUGAGCUUCCCCUCCCCUCAGCUGGCUGCCCUCCCAUGGCCCGUCCUCCCCUCCUCCUCCUCCUCCUCCUCCUCCUCCUCCUCCUCCUCGUUCCUCUCUGCUCCACUUCAAAUCUUCAUUCGAAGCCCGAUUUUCCACCCGCCCCGUUGACGGAAAAGGGGGGGAAGGCGGGGCGGGGCGGAGGACGGCGGCCAUGUUGCCAACCCAGCGGGAGCAAGCGGAGGGCGGGGGGAGAGCGGGGGCCAGCCCUCCCAAAUAAAAAAGUUUAUUG
Messenger RNA from Pseudonaja textilis, 834 nucleotides. NCBI's taxonomy places the organism in Eukaryota, Metazoa, Chordata, Lepidosauria, Squamata, Elapidae. The record is from RefSeq and is a predicted model, not a curated record.